AUGAAAAAAAAUUAAAAAAAUGUACUAAUUAGAUCGUCUAUGCACUCACCUUCUAAUUAUGAUUCUAAGCCUUCUACUUAAAUCCCGAGGAAUCGCUCUAGCAAUUAAUUUGAGGAAGCCGAUCCAACUUCUAAAGGAGAUAGAAAAAUCAUUAGAAUGAGAAAUGUAGUUGAUUUAGGGGAUGGUGGAGAUUUUACACAUAAACCAUCAUCAUAACAUCAUAGAAAAUAAAAUUAUGAUGAAAAUAAUUACUUACUUGAGUAAUUAGAUUAAUGGCAUGAGCAAAUCAUUUCGAAUAGAAAAACCUUCGCUUUUGAGUAGAUCAAAUAAAAUGACAAUAAAUUAAUAGACAAUGAGUUUAAUAAUGAUGGAGGACCAUAAAUUAAUCAAGCCAUCAUAAACUCUAUCAUGAAACCUUAAGAAAAGCAAUAGUAAAAAAUUCAAUAACAGGAUGAAGAAUAAAAUGCUUAAGUCUAAGUUAAGUUUUAGAUGUUGAGGCCAAAUAGAGAUUCAAACAAUCCCGUCCUUAAAACUCUCGAUUAAGUUAGAAUUGAAAUGAAUAAAUAAAUCUUAAAUUCAUUAUUAUUGCAAAAAGUCACUAAGAAAUUAGAUGAUCUAAAAAUCAAUAGAAGGUCAAAAUCUAAUUGGAAUUUACAAAAACUUGAUGAAGAAACUGCGCAAGUUGUGAGAGAACAAUCACAAGCCUUAAAAAUUUCUACUCUAAAUAAUUUUAAAGGUUUAACUGAAUAUUUUAGCAACCCAGCAUAAUAUAUAGAUUAUGAUGUUGUGCUAUCUAAAGCCAAAUACUAUAGUAAUAAGCCUUCAAAUUAAUUUCAAGUCGAGCUAAUUUAAACUGGUUAAUAGACAUCCUCAUCAGCUAAACAACUUAUGGACUCCUACUAAUAAUUUUAAACUUAAAUCAAUAACAACAAAUAAAUACUCUAUCAAAUGAGACUAGACAACAAUCAAUAAGUCUAAUAGAUUAACAAACACGAAGAGGAGAUUAGCGAAAUUCGAAGAAAAUAUUACGCAAAGGAAGAAAAAGCAAGACUAGGCUAUAUUCCUGAUUAAGAGGGUAAGAAGAGGAAUUUGAUGGACAUAGUUGAGAAGAUUAGGUAGUAAAGGGAAUUAGAGAUUAGAAAUAUCUAAAAGGUUAUUACAUAAAUAAAGGAAGAAAUUCAUAAAAAUAAUGAAAAAUAAUAGAUUCUUUAAAAGGAUUUAGAUGAGCAUAGACAAAAAAAGAGAAGAUGUAAAAUGCUUUUGAAAGAUAUUUUUUUGAAAUAACUCUAAGAAGCAAAUGAAUCUUUAGUUCCGGAGGGAGUAGUCUCAAUAAUUAAGAAUAUGAGAAAAAUAAAUGAAAAUGCAAAGAUAGAUCAAUUUCCUCGUUAUCUUGAUGACACUUCAAGAAAUUAUCUAUUGUAGGCUGCUUAGCUUGAAAUUGAUAUUGAAGAAACCAGAUUACUAGCACAAAAAUUACUUCCUGCAACUUCCAAUCUCAAAAGCAGCUAAUCAUCGAAAACCUUAUUUCAAUCUCAACCAAUAAGUGUGUUUCAAUUAAAAAACUAAGUAAAAACAAUGUUAAAGAAAAGCAAAGUUUCUAUUAAGAAACCAGUUUUCGUAUAAGGUAUUGAUCCUCUCAACCCUUCUUCUUUUGCUCAUGUCAUCAAAUGGGAAAAUUAAGAAUUGGAAUCUCUAAAUCCACACGAAAAAGAGGAAUCUAAUUUCAAAUUAUAAAAUUUACCAAGCGAAGUUAAUUUGCUGACUAAGGAUUACAAUUAAAAGUUAGUUCAAUUAUAAUAGUAAUUAGAAUAAUUACAAAAGGUUGAAUAAGAAAGGAUACUUAGACUAUAUUAAAAUAAGCGUCACUUAUCAGAUGUUUAAGAAUUAAAGUUUGUUCUGUAUUCAUUAUUUGGAUAAAUCAUUGGGGACUAGAUUUGGUAUGAUUUCGUCAUAGAAUGGACAGAAUAGAAAUAAUUGAAUCCCCAGUAGAUAUUAAAAAAGGAGACUGAACAAAAAUAAAAUGAAAAAGGAUAGAAUAAAGAAAUAAAUGAAAAAAUUAAGGAGAGAAUAGCAAGUACUUAUCGCAAAUUGCAAUAAAGCAAUGAAAUUGACUACAAUUUUAAUAUUAUAGAUUGA
Molecule: messenger RNA, 2136 nt
Organism: Paramecium tetraurelia
Lineage: Eukaryota; Ciliophora; Oligohymenophorea; Peniculida; Parameciidae
Exons: 2
Source: RefSeq, a predicted model, not a curated record